Equus caballus (horse) is the source of this 8866-nucleotide messenger RNA. The record is from RefSeq and is a predicted model, not a curated record. Lineage: Eukaryota; Metazoa; Chordata; Mammalia; Perissodactyla; Equidae.
AUGGCGGGGGGGGCGCUCAGGGGACCACACGGAGAGUGGGAGCCGCGGCCGGCCCCCGGCUCCCCCGGCGGUCACAAUCGCCCGGCUCCACGCUGCGGCCGCUGCCGCCGCUUCCCUCACGCCGCCGCCGCCGCCGCGGACGACGACGACCGGCCUCAACCGUCCCCGCCCCCCGCAGCCCGCCGCCGCGCCGAACCCCGGUCACACCCACAGGGCGAGGAGAACGCUCGCAGCCCCUCGCUCGGGCUGAAACUCCAACAUGGCUUCCGCCUGCGCCGCUCCUCCCCCUCCCCUUACUCCGGCUCCUCCACCCUCCUCCCCCUUUUCCCGGCGCCCGCCCGACUGCGCAGCCGCGAUCCCGGAGGGAGCGCUCCCUCUCCGCGCGCGGCCGGCUCUGUGCGCGCUCCCGCUCCGCGCGCCUCCCCGGCGGGGUCUGGCGGCCCGGGGAUGCCUGACCCCGGCCGCCGCGGCUUCCCCGGCAGCAGACCUGCGCCCGACCGCAGCCGAGCGAUGCCAGAAAAGGAACAAGAGGAUUCAUCUGACUCAACUGGAGGUGGCUCCCUUCCCUAAUUUAUUGUUUCAUUCUUAAGGCUUCCCCCCUACCGAGCUCAGUGUGAGCAGACUGGAGCACGGGAGGAUGCAACCACCACAGAGAGGCAAAUUCACGGAUGCAGAGCUGCCCCUCCGCUGGGUCCGAGGCAAAGAAAAAUCCCAACCACGUUCUUGUCAUUUACUGGGUUUUGUUGAACCUGGAAAGGAAGCAAAUUCCAAAGGCAGGAAAUGACCCAGAGACCAUUACAAUAUGGGAAAAGCCAAGCUGUGCUUCCGUCACUUUGUUUCAAGCUAUUCUAAUCUAUGUCCCAGGAAGCCUAACCCAUUACCAGAUGGAGAUCUGUUUUCAGACGCCUCUUGGCAUCUGCCACUCCCGGCUGGUGACAUUUGCACAUUUCAGGAGGCAAACCUGUCCCCACAUCUUCAAACUUCCGGAGAGGUGCAGCCCCAGGAAAGUCCUUGGGUCUCUGGCUGACAGCACCAACCAUCUGAUGCGCUUCAUCUGUAGCUGGACUGCUGCUGGCCUCCAGCCUAGAACGCUAGCACACGGAGUCUCGUCUCGAAGAUUUGCAGAAUCUGAAAUCAAAAUGCCCCAUGCUGCCAGAAAAGGCUGGCUCCCUUGCCUGCUUCCUAAUCCCUUCUCACCAGGCUUUCCUAAAGAAACCCGAUGAGUCAGGAAGGAAGAAAAUGUGUCUGAGGGAGAUGUAGGCGUGGGCUGCUCUCUCAUUGCUUCUGAAAAUUUCCUCCUGUUGCACGGUGCCCGUAAUGGUUACAGAUUCGGUCGUACUUCUUGUCUGUUUCUCCCUCUAUCAGCUGUCACUUUGAGAGACCCUGCAUUUACCACUCAUGAAAUUAGCUCUGCAAAAGCAGGAGGUCCUAGAUGAGGAAUUAGUCACUGUCGCCAAGAAGUUUUGACUUCACUUUUAUCCCCAGGAGCAGGGCAAGAAAAAACUCCCACCUCUCUACGCAGAAGGAGCCAUCAUUCAGCUGCUUUGUUCCGGCCUGGGGGCCUGUACUUUUCCUAGGCUUUUAAUUUUUACUGAACGCCAUCCAUCAGCCUUCCCACUGAAGGCUGUGUGCCAGUUGGAUUCUAAGCACAGCGAGGUGGCUUCUGGGAUGCCUGCUCCAAACAGGUAUCCUGCUAACCCCCCAAGGUAUUCGGAAAGGAGCUGUAGUUGAAUGACUAAUAUGCCUAACUCUUUCAACACUUUCAAAAUAUUAAAUGGAUUAAAGUAUAAAGAAUCCAAUAUAUUUGUUGACAUCUGGCUUAUAGAAGAGCUCCAGGAAGAAAGAAGGGGGAAGUUCCACAUCAGGCCCGGGAAAAUGGGAGCAGCAGUGGAGGGCACCGCUCAUCUGCAUUCUGGCAGCCGGUACCUGUUCUGCAGGGCGAAACCGCUCUGUGCCACUAUCCAAAAUUGUGUGCUAUUUAUUAUAAAAGAGGUUUUAAAAAACACGUUCUGAUGAGCUCGGAAUUAUCCCUGGAGAGGGAAUAUCGUCUCCAUUACAAGACAGUAGCUUAAUAUCAGAGGCAGUUUGUGUGAACUGCAUGUAGCUGGUAGGAAACAGUAGAUAAAACAAGCUUGGAGAUCUUCAUAGAAAGGGAGGGAGGUUAGAGAGAGAGAAAGAGAGUCUUUUUUGUCGUCGUUAGGAAGAGACAAUCUUGCAGGGGAUUUAAGAGAUAUGUGCGUCUCUCUCCCACCCCCUUUCCUCUGCUUAUGGAAAAUGAGCCAGGAACAAGCUGGACACAGGAGACAGAUGGAGGCCUUCUCUCCAACUGUUGACACCAGCCAAACAGGAUAAAUAGUUCAUAUUGUAAUGAUGACAAUGAUAAUGAUGAAGAGAAAGCAUUAACCCAGAUGAAAAAAAGUUUUGAUUUUAAGCUCUGCUUAAGCCCCGAAGUCCUGCUGUCAGAGCCACUUACAUGAUCCAAGGGACUUUUGACUACAAAGACGGGAAUUUAAGGUGAGUGAAAUAAGUACAAUUGAACAGAAAAAUCAGGAUUAAAUUAAGAUGUGAUUAAGAAUGGUUAAAAAUUAGUGAAAAAGUUACCAAAUUAUUCCUAUUUUUAUACUGUUUUCAAUCUUGAUCUAAUUGUCUGUAUAGAAAAACAACAUAGUUAAAAACUUUAUUCUUACUUAAACAUGUAACAGAGCGAAGGAUUUUGUUAUGCUCCCUGGAGGCGCAUAUUUGGGAUGCCCGGCCAUUGGGGGCCUUCCAGUCUGCUACAGCCUUCACAGCAGACAAAGAACAGAGGAGGGAACACACAGCUUCUCGAGUGCCAGCGGUGAAAGGUCAGAGUUACAACACGACAGGAAAUGUUACAUUCUGCUUAACCCCAGGCCUCACAGAGGUAGUUGCUAGACACUUAAAGUGGGUGAUUUUAUUUUGCAAAUGAGUGAAGAGAAUCAAAAAUGGGAAAAGAAGAGAGCCAUGAGUCCCGAACAGUGUGCUUGGUGCCCAGGGCACCACAGCAAACUCACAGGGGCACCGCGGCAUAUGUUCAAUGUCGAGGAACACAUGUGAGGCUUGACAUCUGUUGGACACCAGGUGAACUACUCGGUCAAGAUAGUUCACAGCUUAAACAUUAGGUUGUACUCCAUUCCUUCGUAAGGCAUCUUAUCUUUGAGAAGCUGGGUCUUGAGUGGUUGUUAUAAAAUGCAAGUACCAAGUGAAAAUCAGUGUGGAACAGUGUGGUGGUGGUGGUGUCUAUACAGGUUCCAAGGCUUGAGAAGAUGUUCAGUGCCCAGUUGUCAUUUAUGUAUACUAUUUUUUUCAAACAGCUAAGUUGCUGGGACCUAACUACUGUAUAAAUGGUAUUUCUUUUAGGUUUUUCUUUUGGCCCAUGGGCUCUGUGAAAAAAUUCCUGAGACACAAAGGUGCUGUGAAUUGAGAAAGUUUGAGAACCUCUAGAUUAGAGGAGUACCAACCGUAUCCAAUGGGCAAAGGUGAAUUUUAACGGCCUAGACUCAUUGGUAAGAAUAAAAAAUGGUUCUAUCCUCCUUUCCUCAUACCACCCAGGGCGCUGUUCCCAGUAUUUUCCUCUCUUCCCACAUUAAAUGAGCAUUCAUAGGCUGAAUGUUUUUUUAUCAAUGCAACUAUUUGGUAGACUAUUAAAACUUAUCCGAUACAAUGCUUCUUAAACUAUCUCCAGUGAAGGGUGUUUUAUUUUUAUUUAUUUUUUUCGUUUCCAAUCCGUCAUGGACUACAUGAUGGUUAAUUUUAUAUAUUAAUUUGGCUGGGCCACAGCACCCAGAUAUUUGGUCAAACUUUGUUGUGGAUGUUUCUGUGAAGGUGUUUUUUUUGGAUGAGAUUAACAUUUAAAUCAGUAGACUUUGAGUAAAGCAGAUUAUCUCUACAAUGUGGGCCGGCCUUAUUCAGUCAGUUGAAGGUCUUAGUAGAACAAGACUGAAUUCCCAUGAGCAAGAAGGAAUUCUGCCAGCAGACUGCCUUUGGACUGCAACGCUCCCCUGAAAUAAAUCUCUCUCUCUAUAUGUGUACACAAACACACCCAUCCUCUUGGUUCUGUUUCUAUGGAGAACUCUGAUGAAUACAGAUUGAUACUUUUUAAAAGUGCAAUAAAAAUAGGAAAAAGGUCAUAUGCUUAAAUAUUGAGGAAAUGUUAAAUUGUUAUAAAAGUCUCUAAAUGCUUGCUUUCAGUUUCCAUGUUUAGUUUGUCUAAUUGGUAAUAAACAGUUUGUGGAACACAUUGAGUAGAACUGGUCUCAUAAAAAAUGUAAAUAUAUACAUAAUGCACACAUAUCUAUAUACACAUGUAGUUAUUUACUUUUUAUUUUGAACUAAUUUUAUUUAUUUUGAACUAAUCUUAAAUUUACCGAAAAGUUGCGAGACUAGUACAGAAAUUUCCUGUAUAUUCCCUCAUCCACCUUCCUCAAUUUUAAUAUUUAUAUAACCAUAGUACAAUUUUUAAAACUAAGACACCAACAUUGAUACACAACUCUUAACUAAACUACAGAGCUUGUUGAAAUUUCACCAGAUAUCUUUUAAAUAGUAAAGUCACAGCUCUAGGAUGCACAACUGUAGUAGAUAGUGGGCCAGAAAAUUUUUGCAGAAUGGGUUGAGACUGUUUCUUUAUUUUGUUUGUAGAUUAGCCAGUCAGAACUGGACAAGUUGGAUCGUAAUUGUGGAUUGUUCUGUAGAAGAAUAUACAAACCACAAACCUCAACUGAAAGCGUCUCACAUGUAUUGACUAAGCCAAGGCUGCAACUCCUAAGCCUGCCUGUCUAUCAUUACUGCCAGGAAUAACAAAUUCUUUCGUAUCUAGAAAGAUUAGUUACUUAAUGAGAAAAUGUAAGAAAAGUGAUGCUUGGAUGUGAAUCUGAAACGUCACGCCAAGUCACCCUUUCUCAUCUCUUUUGUGAAGUCUUUUAUGACUUUUCACAGGUAGACCCCACUGCAAUGGCUUUUGGUUCCCCUACUGUAGUGACUAGACAGAUUUCGGUUUUGGCACCUGUAACACUUUAUUGCUGUAAUUUGUGUGGGUGCCUCCUAAACUGCGACAACUCAUGGGCACUGCUCUGUCUUAUUCAUCUUGGUAUCUCAGUGCCUGGCAUAAUGCCUUAGGCGUAGCAGACAUGCAAUACAUGCUCGCUGAAGGAAUGAAUGAAUGAAUUGAACACACAGUAUGUUCACAUCAACAUUUUUUUUCCCUACUUGAUCUUGUUUGGGAAAGAGCCCAUAAUUUGAAGUUAUUCCAAUGAAUAAGACAAUGCCACAUGUAUAUUAAAAAGGAAAGGUUUUCAAGGACCUUGUGUUUAAGAAACAGGCUUCGAAUGCCAGGUGUGACUUAAAAGCUGAAUAAAGAACGCCACUUUUACAAAUAGCACAAGCGUUGGAUGCUGGCUCACUUUCUUCAGUAGAUGUGUUGUGCUCCUUGGGUAAUUUUAUCCACCUUAGUAAAAUCUGCUUUCUCCCUAGGCUGUUGUGUUCUUUUGAGUUAUCAUUACUAUUCAGCAUUUCUAUAGCGUGUGUUUUCAAAGUGUUGUGUUUCUCAUUCUUGAUGAGCGAGGCAGACGAUAGGUAGUGAAAGGGGGUUUAAUCUAGUCUUACAUGUAGCUGGUAUUCAGUAAAUUUUUGUUGACUGAUUCAUCACUGAACUCAAUUGGGGCUAGACUGGUGCAAACUUAUGGGAAGAGAGCUGCCCCCACUUUUACAUGGAGGAGGUGUGGGGAGUAGGGGCAAGGGGGCAGGAGUACAAAGGUUGGAGAGGGGAGGAAGUGGGAAUUCCUCUCAGAUGGGAGUGGAACAGCCUUGUGAAUCUCUGACUUACGUCGGCAAUCCUCAGGGCGCUCUGGAGUUAUAGACACAUCACGUUUAUUCGCCCUGUGAAGGAGUAGAUCCUUGGGUAUUGGAGCUGCUGUUUCUUAGGAACAAAUCAUUUAGUGACUGCUUUCGUGUAUCUGGUGAUCAGUCUUUGGUAUUCUAUUUAUUUCACCUGAUUAAAAAACUGGGAAAAAUAAGGUAAUGAGAAAAAUUUAUAGAAACUCAGAACAUGAAAGCUGAAUAAUGAUAUGUCCUCUUAGCAGUUGUUGCAAUUAUGGUAGGGUGACAAGGGACAAGGAAACUGUUGAUCCUAAGGCUCCCUAGUGCCAAAGACUGAGCAUACCAUUAAGAAAUGGAGAGGGGAAGAGAUUGAGCUCCUAUUUCUUGGAGGAGAUUUCACCUCCUCCUAGAAGCCCUGCUCAGUGGCUUGCUCUGGUUCUGUCAAUUGAGAGAUGAGAGGGUUUUGACAGUGGGGGUUGGGGUCAUUGGCUUAAAAAAUAAUUUAUUAGGUAUCUGGUAUCUACUCAGAAAAUCCUCCCUCCUGUUUUGUUUUUCUUUUAUUAGCAAAUGACAUUUAUGUACUUUGGUUUUACUGAGCUAUGACCACAAAUAUUUGUCUGGAACACAACAUGGAAAAAAGGAAAGUUGAGAAGAUAAAAAUACAAACCUUUCCCAGCAGUUGGGUUGACUGGGGGAAGUAUGGAAAUGCUCAGAGAACAUGCUGCCAUAAAUUCAACCACCUAUCCAUCAUGGGCCUGGCAGGCCAGGCUCGCCUGGGGCCAUAUGUGAAGGCCACCAGGGAUGUAAAAGAACCAGGCUGGAGCUCUCAGCAAGGCAGAUUUCUCUCGUCUUGGGUAGAAGCUCAGAUCCUGACGCCACAGAGUGUUAGGAGGAUUAAGUGAGAUAACGUCUGCAAAGGUGACUGACACAGAGCCUGGCGCCAAGCAGAUGCUCAAGACAAAGUGGAUUUCCUUCUCUGCUGUGACUUCAUAAGGCCUGGGAGUGGGUUUCUGAAGACACUGUGUCUCAGAUGAUGGCUUCAUGCCAUGUGGGUAUUCUACACUUUAGAAAACACUGAAAAGUUGGACCCAUGCAAACUCCAAAUUCUUCCAUUCUGGUUGAGUUGAGCCAUGGCUAGGUAUGCAGCUCAGUUUCCUCAUUUGCAGUGUGUUAUGCUUCUGGGAAAUAAUCUUGUGACAUGAAUGAGGAAAUAUACCUGAUAUCAUUUCCUCAGAAAAUGAUUGAUCCGGAUUUCAGCUCAGGAGAGAUCCAUCUGUGAGAACUCCCACCCAAAGGGGCUGCUACUAUUUCUGUUUUGGGCAAGGACUCAAUCUCUGAGAUACCUGAGCUAGGAUUUCUUCAGUAAUACUUUACCGAAAUCUCACAAAUAUUUUGCUUGUAACCCUAAACCAGGGAGCAACAUGAAGCCUUGACCCCUACUGCUUCACUCUCCACCAGAAUUGUCAUAACAUCAACAGAGUUCCUGCCAUUUGUGACCACCUUAUGACCAGGCAAUUCUACUUGCCUUAUCUCCUUGGUCAAAAGGCAAGUCUCCUGGCCAUGUAUCCUUUUCAGUCCCUUGUCCCUAGACGUUGCUGCACGCUCUCUCAUUAUGCUUUCAUUUGCAACCUCCUCUCAACUGGAUUCUUCCUGUCAGCUUUAGAGCAUACUUAAGACUCCCGUUGGGAGUCUUACCCAACCCUACAUUCUCCUCAAACUAUCACAUUCUCUUCUUCUAGAAGAAUGUUUAUACUUGACUCUGUUUGUUCACUUCCCACUCAGUCCUCAGGUCACUGUCAGGUUCACUCUUUCCCCAUCAAUCCAAUCAAACAGCCUGUGCUAAGGUCGUUCAUCUUCCUUGACCUCUCAGCAGUAGUCUAGUGUUGACCACCCCUCCUCCUGGAAACACUGUCUUUUCUUGGCUUCAGUGACACAGGACUCUCAUGGUUUCCUCUGACAGCUAAUUUACUCUCUCUUUUGCAGCCUUAUCUAUCCUUCCCAGGUCAAUAAAUAUUGAAAUACCCAAGGCUCAAUCCUGGACACUCUUCUCUUCUUAUUCUAUAUUUUAUUCAUGCCAAAAAUGUUUCCCCAGCCUACAUCACUCCUCUGAGCAAUAGGCCCACAUAUCCAACUUAACACUUAUCAUCUCCACUUGGAAGCCUCACAGGCAUCUAGAAUAUAGCACACGCAAAAGCAAGCUCUUGAUCUUUCCCUCAACUCUCUUCAGUGCUCUCUAUCUCACUGAAGGGUUAAACGCUCCAGCACUUGGAGUCUCCAUCACCCUUCCCUCUGCUUUACCAUUCACAUUCAGUUUUGCCUUCUAAUCCUCUCUGGAACCCAUGCUCUUCUCCCUACUUCCAUUCCAGCUAUCCUAGUCUAGGCUACCGUCUUCUCUUACCUGGAUUGCUGUGAAAGCCUCCUCACUGGCCUAUCUGCAGCCAUUUUUGUCUCUGCCUUCCACGGUGUAUCCAGAGCGAUUUCUUCAUCUGAACUUCAUGUUCCCCCACCCCGCCUAAAAAUGUUUAAAAUACUUGAAUGCCUUCCCAUUGUUUUGGGAUACACUAUUCCUUAACAUGACCACAAGGCCCCGCACCUUCAUCUCAAACCACGCUUCGCCGUGCUCCCUGCAAUCCAGCCACUCUGUCCUUCUUUCAGUUCCUUUUACUUGCUAUGCUUCCUCUCACCAAUUGCUUUUUGCCCAGAAUGCUCUUCCCCCUCUUCAUCUUGUAACUUCCACCCUCUCUUCAAAUCUCAGCUCUGUCAUGGCUUGCUCAGGGACGUCUUCCCUGAUGUCUGUGACCAGGGCAAAUCUCUUCCAGAUGGCCCUGGGUACUUCUCUUUCACAGAUCUAACUUUAUAUUUACUGGUGUGACUAUUUGGUUAAAACAAAUUUACCACUGACAGUAAAGUCCACUAGGGUAAGGACUGUACCUGAUUUUCUGUGCCUAGAACCAGCACAGUGGCUUGUACAUACGUAGCAGGUGCCCAGUAAAUACAUUUGUUGAAUGAACGAAUGAAUAAAUGAAUGAACGAA